This is a messenger RNA of Gigantopelta aegis, 2166 nucleotides long. RefSeq lists its product as uncharacterized. The transcript has 6 exons. The record is from RefSeq and is a predicted model, not a curated record. Lineage: Eukaryota; Metazoa; Mollusca; Gastropoda; Neomphalida; Peltospiridae. The coding region runs from base 1 to 2166 and encodes 721 amino acids.
AUGGCAGAUCCUUCAUCUUGUAGCAAUUGUGGCCAUUCAUUCUCUGCCAAAAGAGGAUCAAAAGAUUAUGGGAGAAGAAGUUUUGGUUGCAAGGUGCCUUCAAGCAGCAUGGACAUGACAAUUAAAGAUGUAAUUGAGGAUGAGUUCAAUGUGCACCUCACCCCUGAAGAUCCGGAGACCAGAUAUCUUUGCCGUGCAUGCUUGUGGGAUGUUCAGCCAUUGGCAAAGGCAAGAGACAUUGGAUUGAAAGCACAGGAAAAAAUCAAACAGUCUGGCAUUCCAGCUUCUUAUUUAAGUAAGAAACUCCGAUCCCCUGUACCAACACCAAGGCAGCAUAAAAAGCAGAAGAUAUGUACUCCUCAAAAGCAUGACAAUGAUGAAUUUAUGGCUUGUUCAUUACCAGCAUCACCAUUGCAGAGUUCUCCCCCUUGCAUUGAUUCGUCAGAUCCUAGUGGCAUUGGAGGCAGUGACACACCGGUGAACAAUCAUUACAAAGGUGCAGUUGCCUAUUCAUUGUGCUUCGAUAAUGGCAAUCAAAAAGUUACAACAAGACAUCAGACAAGAGACAGGAACAACACGAUGUACAACAUGGUACAAGGUUAUGCAGCUUUGGACAGAGUGCCGACGCUGCAUCUGUCGGAUGACAAGCCAUUGCCACAAGACAUUCUCAACAUCCCACUAAGUUCAUAUUUGCCAACCGAUAUGGAUGAAGUUGAUUUGAGAGCAGAAAUGACAACAAUGGUCAUACGAGUCCUUUGUGAGAACUUGCAUAUAUUUCAGCAUUUAAGGAAAGAAAUAACCGGUCACAUCAAGCACAACUAUUCAAAAGAGAGUUCUCAGAAAAGCAUUCUGAUACCAGUUGGGGUCCUGGACAAGGAUGAAAGCAAAGUUGCUGACACCAUUGAUAUCCUGGAGCAUUAUCACCAGUAUGUGCCGGUUAAACCAUCUGGAGAUCCACUCACAAUUCCUCUGCAUGCUGAUGGGCUUAGUUGUGAAAGGGGGAAUGAUGCACAGAGUGCCAGAAUCAAUGGUAGUACAGUCUGGAAUCAGUUGCAGGGCUUAAUGAUGAAUAUUCAAGAGUGGCAUAAAAGAUGUCUACUUUUGCAGGAUGCUUAUGAUGUUCUUUACAAAGGGUCCAGUGCCCGGGACAAGGGAACGCUGUUCAAUUUAAAGAAUUAUUUCAACCAACACAAUGUAUCGGGCAAUGUGAAGGAUUCCUUCAACUUCUCGGAGGAAUUUUUGAAUUUCUGCUGUGAUGGUUAUAUUGUUUUGGCUGCAAUGUUUUUUAUGGACAUACCAGAUAUCAACUCAGUUUCAUCUCAGUACCCAACAGCAUUGCAAGAUCAGAUUCGCUACGUGAAUAGUAUUGCAACAGAAAUCAUUGAUUUAAUCUUCAUCUCGUCACAGAGUACAGUUCAAGCAAUAUUAGGAAACACAGCAAGUGACCUCCAUCAACCGUAUCCAUACUGUGUAUGUAAACGGGACAUGCCAGAAGAAGUCAUGGUUUACUGUGAAAACAGACAUUGUAAUAGAGGCAUCUGGUUCCAUACAUUCUGCAUGGGUAUGGAUGAACAAGACAUUCCAGAUGGAAAGUGGUACUGCAGUAACGUUUGUGCCGACGAAGCACAGGAAAAACGACAUUAUGAACAUAAAAAGACAGCAACCAGCAACUUACAGGACAACACAAAACAUUACACAAUACUGGUUAUGUGGUAUGGACUCAACCAGAAAGUGAGACGUGAUGCAAUAAGAGAGAAUGAUGGGCCACGGAUGCUUCUUCACUGGAAGUUUGACCUCCUUCAAUUUCAAGAAAGACAUCACCCUAAGUACUUUAUUGUUUGCCACAGGUUGCUGACAGCGGUGAAAUGUGGUGUGUACCCAAGACUGCAGGCUACACUGACAUGGAACAGAACGGUCAACCCUCGAGGGGGUCCUGGCAACAGCAUUGCCAUGGACCUGCAGAUGGAAUUCUUCAACAAAGAAUACAAAGAGAGUGUCAAGGAGGCAGCAGGACAUAUUACACCUGCAACCAUUGGUAGACACAGCCAGAUGGUAGGUGUUGGCAAGAUACUACGAGAGGUAUAUGAAAAACAGAUAGCCGGAAUGUGCAGAAGUACAAUACACAAAAAGGAGUUAUUUAGCAAGCAGGAUGAAAUUUCUGAAUGA